CGUCAUACUUGGCUGGCAUCAGUCCCACUUCAUUGUUUUACAUGUAGUACUCGUGUUUUCUGUCAGAAACAUGGUGACACUGUAGUUUGAUAGACGGCGUCAGUCUGGGGCUGUUUGUUCUGACUUUCCCUCCUGACAGGUGCGUCUGACACACUGAGGAGAUGAGUCGCUUUCUGAACGUCCUGCGGAGCUGGCUGGUGAUGGUGUCCGUCAUCGCGAUGGGAAACACGGUGCAGAGUUUCAGAGACCACAGCUUUCUGUCUGAGAAGCUCUACACAGGAACACCGGAGUUUGUAAAUGGUCUCCAAGCUCGAACUUUUGGCAUUUGGACAUUGCUGUCAUCGAUCAUUCGCUGCGCGUGUGCCAUUGACAUCCAGAAUAAAACGUUGUAUCACAUCACCUUAUGGACCUUUGUGCUGGCGUUGGGACACUUUCUGUCUGAAGCCUUCAUCUAUAAAACAGCACCACUGACCAUCGGAGUCAUGGCACCUCUUAUUGUGGCAAGUUUCUCUGUCAUUGCAAUGCUCAUUGGGUUCCAGUGUUUUCCAGAGACACAGGAGGAAGUCGGAGCUCGACAGAAGAAGCGUAACUGAAUCUCAGUAGUUCAGGUUUUCCUCUUGUAGACUGAACCCACCCCCGUCAGACACUUGUGGACUGAUGCUAGUGUGCUACUUCUUGCCUUGAAGAACAGGCAAUCCCUUAUUUCCUGCUGUGACAUUUUAAAAUGCACCAUUUACAUUUACGUCUUCAUUUUACAGUGGACAGUGCAAUCAAAACAGUGUUACACUACAGUGGUUAACACGUGCUAUGUUCGUGCAAAUGAGCAACACGUGGAAGCUUCAUUUUAGGAAUUUUGCAGUAUCUUAACAGCCAAAAUUUCAGCUUUUCAGUUUUAGUGUGGCGGUGCUGAAAGAAAUGACAACAGGAAUAAUCCAGACUAGAUUUUUUUGGAGAAUGCUAAUUGCUUUAUUUCACCAGACUACAACUUUCUAUUCAUUUUUUCAAAUAAUAACUGAGUUUUUACCAAAGAACUCCAAUGACUACACAGUAAGAAACUACGCCCUUCAUUAUAAACCAUCACAAACAUGCAUAGCAGCAGUUAUUCUUGAUGUUUGUUCUGUGCUGGAGGAGGUUUAUACACCGUCAGAAAUUUAUGCACCUUUACCGUCGCAUGAAACCUUUUUAAAAAUCAUGUUUUUUAUCAAAGUAAUAAGAGAAUAAUAUGUAUUUUUCAAAUUGCACCCUAUAAAUGAAAAUGUAUUCGAAGUAUGCAAGUGUCUUGUUUCCAGAUGUGUAAUUGUGUUUUUGCUUCAUUUUUGAUAAACUCUUAAUUCCCUA
Molecule: messenger RNA, 1338 nt
Organism: Amphiprion ocellaris (clown anemonefish)
Lineage: Eukaryota; Metazoa; Chordata; Actinopteri; Pomacentridae
Gene: erg28
Product: ergosterol biosynthesis 28 homolog
Exons: 5
Coding region: 162-593 (143 amino acids)
Cellular component (GO): membrane; endoplasmic reticulum
Molecular function (GO): protein-macromolecule adaptor activity
Source: RefSeq, a predicted model, not a curated record